AUGGCGUUUUAUUUUCAGUUUUUGAACAUCAGCAUUUGCUGCUCCCCAAAAGAUACGCUCCUGAAUGUCUUCUUGGCUAUUGCGGUUGACAACCUGGCAAAUGCCCAAGAGUUGACCAAGGAUGAGGAAGAGAUGGAGGAAGCCACCAACCAAAAGCUUGCCCUGCAAAAAGCCAAGGAAGUGGCAGAAGUCAGCCCCAUGUCUGCAGCUAACAUUUCCAUAGCCGCCAAGCAGCAGAACUCCUCCAAAUCCAAGUCUGUUUGGGAGCAGAGGACCAGCCAGAUCCGGAUGCAUAAUUUCCGAGCCAGCUGUGAGGCACUGUACAACGAGCUGGAUCCAGAGGAGCGGGUGCGUUAUGCUACCACCCUUCACAUUCGGCCAGACAUGAAGACUCACUUGGAUCGGCCACUGGUGGUAGAGCCGAGGAGCGAAGGGAGGAACAACAUCAGUAAGCUGAGCCCUGUGGACGUGCAGGAGGUGGAACAGACCAAAGUCAGCUCUACUGAUGGGGCAGAAGCUCCACGAAAGCACCACCGGCAUCGGGAUAAGGACAAACUGGGAGAGCAAGAGAAGGGUGAUGUGACCAAGGACGAGAAUGGGGAAACUGGCACCAACAAUAAGGAGGAGCGGCACAGGCAGCACAGGAGCCGUAGCAAAGAGGUGGAAGGGGGGAGUAAGGAAGGAAAAAGUGAUCGCAACAGGACUCAGGAAGGGGGAAAGAGGCACCAUCGACGAGGGUCAGUGGAAGAAGGUGCCGAGAAGGAGCACCGUAGGCAUCGGACUCACCGGCACUCUGCCGAACGGCAAGGCAAGGAAGGCAAUGGGACAGUCAAUGGGGCCAGAAGUGAGCGACGUUCCCGACACCGGGGAGGGUCGAGGUCUGGGAACCGGGAAGGAGAGCCCGGGUCCAAGGGUGAGAAUGGAGAAGAGCCUCACAGACGGCAUAGGUUCAGGAACAAGGCGCUGUCGACCUAUGAUUCGGUGGAGAAGGAGAAUGGGGAGAAGGAGGGGGAGGCUGGCGAGAAGGAGCACCGGAAUCAUCAGCCCAAGGAGAAUCAGUGUGAGAUUGAGGCCAGUGGAAGCAUGAGCGUCCCUGUGCACACCCUGCCCAGCACCUAUCUGCAGAAAGUGCUGGAGCAGCCAGAAGACGCUGACAACCAGAAGAAUGUGACACGGAUGAUUCAGCCACCUCUGGACAAAACCACCACUGUGAACAUCCCUGUCACCAUCACUGCCCCGCCGGGGGAAACCACUGUCAUCCCAAUGAACAACGUUGAAUUUGAAAGUAAAACAGAGGAGAAGAAAGACGUCGAUGACUUGACGAAAAACGGGCCUAAACCGAUCUUGCCUUACAGUUCCAUGUUUAUCUUAAGUCCUACAAAUCCGAUUCGGCGUCUGUUCCACUACAUUGUCAACCUGCGCUAUUUUGAGAUGGUCAUCCUCAUAGUUAUAGCCCUCAGCAGCAUUGCCCUGGCUGCAGAAGACCCUGUCCAAGCUGAGUCACCGAGGAAUGAUGCUCUGAAAUACUUGGAUUAUAUAUUUACGGGUGUCUUUACCUUCGAGAUGGUGAUCAAGAUGAUUGACUUGGGGUUGUUACUCCACCCUGGUUCCUAUUUCCGUGACCUGUGGAAUAUCCUGGACUUCAUUGUGGUCAGCGGGGCCUUGGUGGCAUUUGCCUUCUCAGGAACCAAAGGCAAGGACAUCAACACAAUCAAGUCACUGCGAGUUCUGCGGGUCCUAAGGCCGCUGAAGACCAUUAAACGGCUGCCAAAAUUAAAGGCUGUCUUUGACUGUGUGGUGAAUUCUCUGAAGAACGUCCUCAAUAUCCUCAUAGUUUAUAUGCUCUUCAUGUUCAUUUUUGCUGUCAUUGCUGUGCAGCUCUUCAAAGGCAGAUUCUUCUACUGCACUGAUGAGUCGAAAGAGCUGGAGAAGGACUGCAGCGUGUUGAAGCACUCGGUGGAUGCUACCUAUGAGGAACAGGGUCCCAGCCCUGGCUACCGAAUGGAAAUGUCUAUCUUUUACGUGGUGUAUUUUGUUGUCUUCCCUUUUUUCUUUGUGAACAUCUUUGUGGCGUUAAUCAUCAUCACCUUCCAAGAGCAAGGAGAUAAAGUGAUGUCAGAGUGCAGCCUCGAGAAAAAUGAG
Molecule: messenger RNA, 2142 nt
Organism: Eurypyga helias (sunbittern)
Lineage: Eukaryota; Metazoa; Chordata; Aves; Eurypygiformes; Eurypygidae
Product: voltage-dependent N-type calcium channel subunit alpha-1B-like
Exons: 12
Biological process (GO): calcium ion import across plasma membrane; chemical synaptic transmission
Cellular component (GO): voltage-gated calcium channel complex; neuronal cell body; membrane
Molecular function (GO): high voltage-gated calcium channel activity
Source: RefSeq, a predicted model, not a curated record